ACGAGUGACGACAGGGGACAGAAACUAAAAGUAAAAAAAAGGGAGGAUUUUGUACAACAACAAUCUACUAAUAAAUUGUUAUUCUUGGUGAAAAAGUAUAAAGCUUACUAGACAUGGCAGGGAUAUAUUAUUUCGUGAUCGUAGGUCACACUGAUAAACCUAUUUUCGAAAUGGAAUUCAUUCCUGUAACGAAAGAAGUUAAGAAAGAGGACAAUCGACACUUGAAUGAAUUCAUAGCUCAUGCAGCAUUAGAUCUAGUAAACGAACACAUGUGGAAAGGCACGAAUACAUAUUUGAAAUCUGUAGACAAAUUUAACCAAUGGUUUGUCUCAGCUUUUGUUACAGCUAGUCAGAUGAGAUUCAUAAUGGUGCAUGAAGCGAGAAACGAAGAUGGGAUCAAGAACUUUUUCACAGACGUAUAUGAAGCAUACAUAAAACUAAUGCUUAACCCAUUCUACAAAGAAGACACUGUGAUUAACUUCCCAGCAUUUGAGAAGAAGGUGCAAUUACUGGGAAAGAAGUACUUGACAUAGCCCAAGCUUGAUGUUUUCAAAGGAUUACUGAUGAACUAAUAGUGCAAGUGUCAGUGUUUUUUUAUAAUUGACUGAACACUAUAAUACAAGGUUUCAUAUAAGAUAAUUAAUGGUUAUAAAUAUGAUUGCUAUAAUGUAUUAUGGAUACAUUAGUUUAAGUGAUAUAAAUGUAAAUAUUCGGAAAAUAGUGCGAGCCUUAAUAUCUUUACCAUAUUAUAUUAAUGGAAAUAAAGAAAAUGUGGAUAUCAAUAAUCUUGAAUAAUAUAGAACUAAAAUACCUA
Colias croceus (clouded yellow) is the source of this 814-nucleotide messenger RNA. RefSeq names its product trafficking protein particle complex subunit 2 (gene Trs20). Gene Ontology annotation, biological process: endoplasmic reticulum to Golgi vesicle-mediated transport. Bases 114 to 533 code for a protein of 139 amino acids. The record is from RefSeq and is a predicted model, not a curated record. Gene Ontology annotation, cellular component: nucleus; cytoplasm; TRAPP complex. The transcript is spliced from 3 exons. NCBI's taxonomy places the organism in Eukaryota, Metazoa, Arthropoda, Insecta, Lepidoptera, Pieridae.